GCUUCAAUAGAGUAGUAGUUUCGCUCCUUGUAAGAAUUUGUUAUGGGCCGAUUCGUCUCUCUAUCAAGCCCAUCAACAUCACCAAAUAGAAAUUAGAUCAUAAAUUUCUAUUUCUUAGGAAUUAAUCGCGUAUCUCUUGUAUUUCUCUCUCGUAAUUCCUUCAAAAUCCAAAGUGCCAAGAAAGCAGUUGUGAUCAGCUAACUUUCAAAUCGAUGGAGGAAGCGACGGAUAAGUAUACAAAAGAUGGCACGACAGAUAUCCAUGGAAAUCCUGCUGUAAGGAAGGAUACUGGGAAUUGGAGAGCUUGCCCCUACAUUCUUGCGAACGAAUGCUGUGAAAGAUUGGCAUACUACGGGAUGAGCACCAAUCUGGUGAACUACAUGUUAGAUCGGCUUCAUCAAGGAAAUACUACAGCUUCCAACAAUGUCACUAACUGGUCCGGAACAUGCUAUAUCAUGCCGUUGCUUGGGGCUUUUUUAGCUGAUGCUUACUGGGGAAGAUAUUGGACGAUUGCUACUUUUAUGAUCGUCUAUAUCUUUGGUUUGGUACUAUUAACAAUGACGGCAUCCGUCAAAGGGCUAAAACCAAACUGUCAAAAUGGUGUUUGUGACCCAACAACGGCGCAAACUGCAGUAGUUUUCUUGGCACUCUAUCUUAUUGCAUUGGGAACUGGAGGGAUCAAGCCUUGUGUUUCUUCUUUUGGGGCUGAUCAAUUCGAUGAGACUGACGAAUCCGAGAAGAAAAGAAAGAGCUCCUUCUUCAAUUGGUUCUACUUCUCCAUUAAUAUUGGGGCUUUGGUUGCUUCCUCUGUGCUAGUUUGGAUACAGAUGAAUGUGGGUUGGAGCUGGGGAUUUGGAAUUCCUGCGGUGGUGAUGGCUAUUGCGGUUGCGAGUUUCUUCCUGGGGACGCGUUUAUACAGGCACCAGAAACCUGGCGGAAGUCCAUAUACGAGAAUUGCGCAAGUUAUUGUGGCUUCAUUUAGGAAAUCUAGUGCACAGGUGACAAGCGAUAGUUCUCUACUUUAUGAAGUGACGGACAAGGAAUCGGCGAUACAAGGUAGUCGUAAGCUUGAGCACACGGAUGAAUUUAAGUUCUUCGACAAGGCUGCAGUGAUGACUCCAGAGGAAUGCACCACUGGCCCACCAUUUGACCCGUGGCGGCUUUGCACCGUGACCCAAGUGGAGGAGCUGAAGAGCAUUGUCCGGAUCCUCCCCGUAUGGGCGAGCGGCAUCAUCUUCUCGACCGUCUACAGCCAAAUGAGCACCAUGUUCGUCCUGCAAGGCAACACCCUGGACCCCCACAUGGGCCCGCACUUCAAGAUACCUGCUGCAUCCCUCUCCAUCUUCGACACCCUCAGCGUCAUUGUGUGGGUUCCACUCUACGACCGCAUCAUCGUCCCUCUCGCCCGUCGCAUGACUGGCCGUCCGCGAGGUUUCACCCAGCUCACCCGCAUGGGCAUUGGCCUCGUCAUCUCCAUCUUCGCCAUGCUUGCUGCGGGCGUUCUCGAAGUCGUCAGACUUCGUGUUGUGGCGAGACAUAACUUGUAUGAUUACAACGGAUUCGUGCCGAUCUCUAUAUUCUGGCAGGUACCGGAAUACUUUCUUGUCGGGGCGGCAGAGGUGUUUACAUUUAUCGGGCAGCUGGAGUUCUUCUAUGACCAGGCGCCAGACGCCAUGAGGAGCAUGUGUUCGGCGCUCUCGCUGACGACCGUGGCUCUUGGUAACUACUUGAGCACACUUCUUGUUACCAUUGUGACUGCUAUUACUACUAAGAACGGGAAGCUCGGGUGGAUACCGGAUAAUUUGAACAGAGGGCAUCUGGAUUACUUCUUCUGGCUCCUGGCCGUGCUUAGCCUCUUGAACUUCUUUGUCUACCUCUGGAUUGCAAAGUGGUACAGCUACAAGGCGACUGUCACCGACGAUGGGGAACCAAGUGGUUGAGAUGAUCCCCUUAGUUGUUUUAGUUAACAAGAAAUUGCUUGUGAAGGGAUUGGUUAGUCGUUACUGUGUUGACAAAGAUCAGUAGUGCAUCUCUUGUCGUUCUAUUUGGUUCUUUUUUAGUUAUCUAUUUAUUUAACUGUGUUCGCAUCAACAUUAUUUUUCAGAUAUAUAAAUUUAGUUUGCAUGGAUUCUUA
Ananas comosus (pineapple) is the source of this 2134-nucleotide messenger RNA. RefSeq names its product protein NRT1/ PTR FAMILY 8.1-like. The coding region runs from base 213 to 1940 and encodes 575 amino acids. Gene Ontology annotation, biological process: transmembrane transport; oligopeptide transport. Gene Ontology annotation, cellular component: membrane. Lineage: Eukaryota; Viridiplantae; Streptophyta; Magnoliopsida; Poales; Bromeliaceae. The transcript has 5 exons. Gene Ontology annotation, molecular function: transmembrane transporter activity. The record is from RefSeq and is a predicted model, not a curated record.